AUGACGAAUUGUGACGAAAUUGUUUUAUAUAAAAAUGACAAGGCAGUUGUAUUGUAUAAUAAAGAGGGGAGUAUAAAGGCACUGCCCCUGCAUAGUGUUGAUUAUAAGUCGUUUGAAAACACGUAUGAGUUUUGUCCCCUUUGUGGCAGCGUUUUGAGCGAUAACCACUACACUUUUAUGGCUCAAACAUACUUUUAUCUCUUGCAGCGCAAUCACCAGCGCUGGAGUUAUGAUAAUGACUACUCACGAGAUGGCGAUACUCCCAACGAGAGUAUCUUUUCCAGGGUAGAAUCUUUGAGUCCCAUCCACGAUACAUCUGUGACAACUCCAAGAGAAAGUGUGGAAUCUGAACUGAGGUCCAUGGAGUUGCUAGAACAAGGCUCAUUUUUUGAUGCGAGAAUGGAAUCUCUAGAUACGGGGAGAUUCGAACAAGUUCCGUACCGAGAGCUUUCAGACUCCCAAAGUCCCACCUUUGGUAUUCCAAGGGAACUACUAGUCACUGGAUACUACAAGAGGUUUUUUGUAGAGCGUAAAAAGCUUGGUUCCGGGUCGUUUGGGCAUGUCUACUACUGUAUUCAUGUGAUGGACAAUCUUGUGCUGGGGGAUUACGCCGUGAAGAAGGUAGCUGUUGGUGAUGACAGGUGUUGGUUACGUCGAGUCAUCAAGGAGGUAAAGGUCCGUGAAUACUUGAGGCAUCCCAACAUUGUGGAUUACAAGCACUCGUGGCUUGAACUCUACAGACUGGCUGAAAUUGGUCCAAUGGUACCCUGGCUUUUUAUCCUCAUGGAAUAUUGCAAUGGUGGUGACUUGCAGACUCUGAUUGACAACUCGGAUAUUCACUUGAGCGAUAACGAAGUCUAUGCUCUACUCUAUGAUAUAAUCUCUGGGCUCCAUCACUUGCACAGUAACUGUGUGCUUUAUAGAGAUUUAAAGGCUCAAAACGUCCUCUUGAACUACACAAGAAGCGAGUUUAGAGCGGUGUUGUCGGAUUUUGGAACUUGUGAGUUCCUAAACACAGACAUGCAGAAUGCCCUGGCAGGAAAUGUGCACACGGACUCUACGGGAUAUUACCAAGACAGAGGUUAUACCGGCACCAUUGAGUAUACAGCUCCAGAACUAUUUUGUCCAAAUAGAUGUAACGAGUACUACAAGAGCGAUAUGUGGAGUCUUGGUAUUAUCCUCUAUUAUAUAUCAUAUGGAAGGCUACCGUAUGAACAUAUCGACCCAAAGGAGUGUAAGAAGAUGAUUAUUGACCACAAUAAGCUAAAACUGCCAGAGCAUCCGGCUAGGUCUCCAUAUAUCAAAAUGUUGAUUUACAUACUGACGGAAAAGGACCCAAACUUAAGGCCAGACUGUGAAUCGAUCAUAAAUGACGUAAAUAUGCAACGUAUUUUUGAUGAACGAUCAAUCAUUGAAGGUGGUAGACAGAGCUUAAUUAGGCGUUUUUAUAACAGCACAUAA
Messenger RNA from Theileria equi strain WA, 1461 nucleotides. Its product is annotated as protein kinase domain-containing protein. The coding region runs from base 1 to 1461 and encodes 486 amino acids. Gene Ontology annotation, biological process: protein phosphorylation. The transcript has 5 exons. NCBI's taxonomy places the organism in Eukaryota, Apicomplexa, Aconoidasida, Piroplasmida, Theileriidae. Gene Ontology annotation, molecular function: protein kinase activity; ATP binding. The record is from RefSeq and is a predicted model, not a curated record.